Molecule: messenger RNA, 2491 nt
Organism: Brassica napus (rape)
Lineage: Eukaryota; Viridiplantae; Streptophyta; Magnoliopsida; Brassicales; Brassicaceae
Product: probable inorganic phosphate transporter 1-9
Exons: 2
Coding region: 206-1828 (540 amino acids)
Biological process (GO): transmembrane transport
Cellular component (GO): membrane
Molecular function (GO): transmembrane transporter activity
Source: RefSeq, a predicted model, not a curated record
UCCAGGGGGAGGUGUUGUGUUCCUCACAGUCAAAACAAAAGCAUAUUCCCAUGGUGACUUCUUAGAAGAAGAAAAAACUCUUCAGACAUUAUAAUGAAGAGACAGAGACUUCCCUUGUUCUCAGUUUGUGUAUCCACGAACUCCACAAAACCUUUUAAGAAAAGAAACAAAAAACAACUUUUCUUCAAACAAUAAGUCAUCAACGAUGCCGGCUCUAAAAGUGUUAUCGGCGUUAGAUGUGGCGAGGAUACAGUGGUACCAUUUCAAGGCCAUAAUCGUCGCCGGAAUGGGUCUCUUCACCGACGCUUACGAUCUCUUCUGUAUAGCUCCGAUCAUGAAAAUGAUCGGCCAUAUCUAUUACCACAAAGACUCCAUUGGAACCGCUGUUCUCUCCACUUCUUACGCCAUCGCUCUCCUCGGCACCGCCUUAGGUCAGCUCAUCUUCGGCUACUUAGGUGACAGAGUCGGACGGCGAAGAGUCUACGGUCUCUGUCUCAUGAUCAUGGUCUUAAGCUCCUUCGGCUGCGGUUUCUCUGUCUGCACGACUCGCCGUUCUUGCGUCAUAGCGAGUCUUGGAUUCUUUAGAUUCGUCCUAGGGCUAGGGAUCGGUGGAGACUACCCUCUCUCCGCCACGAUCAUGUCGGAGUUCGCUAAUAAACGGACGCGUGGGGCUUUUAUCGCCGCCGUGUUCUCCAUGCAGGGGCUAGGGAUCUUGAUGAGCUCAGCCGUUACGAUGGCUGUGUGUGAGGCGUUUAAGAACGCCGGAGAAGGGAGUUUGGAGAAAAUGAGAGCGGCAGGGAUGGAGACUUUGGCUCCGCCGGAAGCGGAUAUUGCUUGGAGGUUGAUUCUGAUGAUCGGUGCUCUUCCCGCCGCUUUAACGUUUUACUGGCGAAUGCUUAUGCCUGAAACCGCCAGAUACACAGCAUUAGUUGAGAACAAUGCAAUUCAAGCAGCAAGAGAUAUGCAAAAAGUCAUGUCCGAAUCCAUAUUAUCUCAAAUAGCCGAAGAUACAUCAUCAGAGCCGCCACAACAACCACCGUCUUCUUCCCCCUACAAACUCUUCUCUCGCCGCUUCUUCAGACUCCACGGCCGUGACCUCUUCGCAGCUUCGGCCAACUGGUUCCUAGUCGACGUGGUCUUCUACACAAGCAACCUCCUCCUCUCUCAAAUAUUCACCUUCUCCAACAAACCUCUCAAUUCCACAAACGUCUACGACUCUGCCUUCGAGGUGGCUAAGGUCGCAGCCAUCGUAGCCGCGUGCUCAACCAUCCCCGGUUACUGGUUCACGGUUUACUUCAUCGAUAGAGUUGGUCGAGUCAAGAUUCAGAUAAUGGGAUUUUUCCUCAUGGCCGUUGUUUACUUAGCCGCUGGCAUCCCCUACAGUUGGUAUUGGUCUAAGCAUGAGAAGACUAAUAAAGGCUUUAUGGUUCUCUACGGAUUAAUCUUCUUCUUUAGCAACUUUGGACCUAAUACGACGACGUUUAUAAUCCCAGCGGAGCUUUUUCCGACAAGGUUUAGGUCAACGUGUCAUGGGAUUUCAGGAGCUGCCGGGAAGCUUGGAGCGAUAGUUGGGACUGUUGGUUUCUUGUGGGCCACGAAACACGAUGAAAAGGAGAAAGAGGACGUUUUUCCAGACGUGAAACGCGUGAGGAUCGCGUUUUUGAUCCUUGGCGGCGUUUGUAUCGCUGGGGUGUUGGUGACGUACUUCUUCACGCGUGAAACUAUGGGAAGAUCGUUAGAAGAGAACGAAGAAGAGGACGAGAUUGGUACUACCACAGCAGCACCAGGAGGAUCUCUAUCUGCUAAUGAGUUACUUCCAAGACAAUAGUGAUUUAUUGUCAUAUCACAAGCUAAUCAAUCUCCUUUGAUAUUUCCUCCCUAAUUUCCCUUUGGUUUGUAAUGUUUGAUACUCACAUUCUCAUGUUUAUUGGGAUCUUUUUUUUUCUUCACUUUUUAAUUUUGUGCAUACUAAAGGAUCAUCUUUUUUUAAUUCAUUUUCUAGACUUGCGCAGUUUAGAAACGAAAGAACGUUGGACUUGAGGAUAUGUAAUAUUAAAACAUGACUAAAUGAAUACCACAGCCACUAGCUUUUCGUUUUCUUGUUAGUCUCAUGGAUGUGUUUUAGGUUGUCCUUGAAAACUACUAACGUAAGGUACAAGUCUUCAUGAUUCAGUUUGAAUCUGAAUCUUGAAUGAAGACCUAGUAUUUAAGCUUAGUUACGUUUUUUUUGGGUCAAAUAUGUAGCUUAGUUAGGUUUCCCUUAUGUAUGUUAAUUUAUAGUUUUCUAUGUUAAUUAAAACGCAGACCAUUUGUUCGAUCACUACAAGAAGUUUUGGAUAUACGGAUGGUCAAUGUUAUCGUUAUUGCCUUGCUGAAUCGUCAGAAAUUUUCCGAGAACCAUGAUUGUCGAAAAUUUUAGUCAGGAUAUAAGAUGUUUUCUUGUAGUCCACAGACGAUCCAAAACGAGGAACAAAAAAAAACCAAAGCAAUU